Messenger RNA from Blepharisma stoltei, 6403 nucleotides. NCBI's taxonomy places the organism in Eukaryota, Ciliophora, Heterotrichea, Heterotrichida, Blepharismidae. The record is from the annotation of a GenBank genome assembly.
AUGGCAAACUUUCUAGUGAAACGCACUUCAAAUUCAACCCCAAUCCCAAAUAGUAUUGAUAAACUUGAAAGGGCAAUCAAUUCUGCACUUUCUCAAGGAAACUUAAAGCUGGCAUGUGAGUAUUUAUCAAAGCGACUAAACAAAUCAGUUGAUGCAAAUACCCCAAAAGAAAUUGAAAUCCUAAAUAUUUUUAAAAUAUUUUAUAGCAAAUUUAAAGAAAAAUUUACAAAACUAAUAGAAAACGAAAACUAUGACGACGCAAUUUCAUCAAUGAAAACUCUGGAUAAAAUAAUUUCUUCUCAUACUGAAAUAAAUUUGGCAAAUGAAAGAUUAGAUCUUCUCAAUAAUCUAUCUGUAGCUUAUAGAAAAUCUAACAGGACAAAUGCUGCAAAUGAUGUAGUCGACAAAGCAUUGACUCUAUUUUCUAUGCCAAAAGUACUUAAAGAAACCAAAACUUCUAUUCUUUUAAAUAAAUGCUCAAUUUUAUCAAGCCAAGGGGAGCAUGAAGAAGCUCUCCUAUAUUCCAACAAAGCUAAAACUUUAGCUAAAACUGACUUUAAAGAACACAAAAAUAGUGAAAAAUCCCAACAAAUUACUCUUCUAGCAGUUGCUUAUCACAACUCUGGGGUGGAAAAUGAGCAUCUAGGAAAUAUUCGUAAAGCACUUCAUAAUUACAAAAAAUCUAUUGAUUUCUUAUCAAAAAACGGUACCAAAGAGCAUUCCUCAAUGCUCCGUACCUUUAAGAAGCUUUUUGAAGAAGCGUCCAAGCUUCAUUCUUUUCAGAGCUCAAAGCAUAGCAGAGAAUCCUCAUUCCCUGCUGUUUCAGAUGGCAAAAACUCAGAAAAAGAUCCCCCAAGAAAAGCAGCAAAAUCGUCAUCGUCAAGAGGCAAUUUAAAAUCAGCAUCUACCAAUGAUUUAGCAUUGAAAAAUCGUGCAACCAAUGUUUCACCUUUCUCUGUAGAAAAUUUGUGAGAACAGUCUGAAAUAAGCGAAACUUCUAGAUCAAAUGCAUUAUUUGAAAAACCCCCAAUAAGCAGAGGAACUGCAAGGGUUAGAGGAGGAAGAAGAAAAAUUGGGGCAGAAAGCAGAGCGUCAAGUAGUAAAAACAGCUAUGAAAGCAGUGAAAUAGAAAAACAUUAUAUUAUCAGCAGAGAUUCGAGUAGUAAAAAUAGUUCUGAAAGCGGAAAUUCAUCAAAACCUAAACCCGGAACGAUUUUUAGAAUUGGGCAAAGUUCUUCAAGUUCUAGGCUACCUGAAAGUGGCGUUAUUACACAGCGUGAAACUUAUGAAGAAAUUGACCAUUUUUUUGCAAAACCGUCAGAAGAGUUUAUGAAAGAAGAAAAAAUUAUUUUUGAGCCUGAGAAACCAAAAGAAAUACCAACUUUUAAAUAUAAAAUCCCUAAAUGGUUUGUCUUGAAUGAGGAAGUUCCUGUGCUAUCAAUAAGCCAGAAUAAGGAUUCUUAUAUAGAGCAAAAAACAUCAAAUGCCAAUAAAAAUAGAGAAAACUUAAAUGAGCUUGGAAAAUCAAAGAAUUUAUUAGAAAGCUUAAGAUUGGACAAUUCAGAUACUAAGCUAAAUUCUUCUAAAAGUGAAAAGGCUCCAUACUUCACUUUUCAGGCAAAAUCGGUACCAAGAGCGCAGUUGAAAAUUCCUGAUUUAAGCAGCUCAAGAUCAGAUUCAUUAGAAAUAAAAACUCAAGAGCCAAUAAGUGCAGAGCCAAUAAGGUCAAAUCAUUCUAUAAGCAGUGCCACGGAAAUCCAAAAAAUUGAAGUCUUUAAUAGACAAGAAACAAAAAAGUUCAAAUUGCAGCCUAAAAUUUUUAAGCACCAAAAUAAAUCAGUUUUGACUAAAGAAGACUUAGAAAAAAUGAAAAAAGCAGCAAUUUUAAUUCAAAAGCACUUUAGAAGACAUAUAGCACAGGAUUUCUUGAUUAUCAGUAAAAAAUAUCAGAAACAAAAAAUCCUUCUGAGAACCUGCAGAAAAAUACAAAAUAAAUUUUACAGCAUCAUUAUUUUUCAAAAUCAAAAUUUAAUUUCUGCCAAAGCUUCUGAGGUUGGAAAGCUUACUAAUGAGCUUAUAUAUACAGUCCCAAAAAACAUGACAAUUUCUCCUCGAGAGCUUGCAGACAGACUUGAUAUAGAUGGUUAUCAUGCCCUUUAUUUGCCUGAAAAAGAAGCUAAUAACUCUGAUAAUAUAAGAUGAACAAUGGUAACAAGAAUAAUGAAAAGAAUCCAAGAUGCUGGGUAUUUAUUUCAAUUUUACUUAAAUGAAAAUAACUCGAAAUUAAUGAUUAAAGCUCAUGAGCUCGGUAAAAACAAAGAAAUUUGUUCAGUUUUUGAAGAAGAUAUAACUCAUCUUAAUGAAGAAGAUUUGAUUAAAUAUCUAAAUACCGAAGUUUUAGAAAGAAUUGAUAUUCAAAAUGAAAGAAUAAUUUUAAAUCCAAAAAUAGAAAUUAAUAAUGAGCUACCAAAUCUUAAGGAUUUUGAUGAAUCAAAAAUAGUGAAAAUUCAAAGAUUAUUCAGGAAAAAGAAAUCACCAUCUAAACCCAAAGCUGAUGCCUCAAAUCCUCAGCAAAGUUCAUUUAUUGCUGAUUUCCUAAAAUCACAACAAAUAAAAGAUUUAAAAUUUCAGAAAUUUGGGUUUUCAGAAGAAAAUGAAGAAAAUAAUGGCCAGAAUUUUCCUAAACUCCAGUUUGGAACCCAAAAUGAAGAUGAAAACCAGCAAGAAUCAGAAAAAGAAAGAAAAUUUACUAGGCCUCAAAUAGAGCUGCUUACAGAUGAUCUAUUGAUUAGAAGUCAAAAAAUAUUUUUUAAAUGCAUAUAUUUAAUAAGCUUAUAUAAAGAAGCUAUGAACGGAAAUGAAUAUAUAAGAGUUGAAGCAUUUCCUACCAAAAAACUGCCUAAGCCAGCAAUGGCUAUGAUGAAAUUAAGAGAAAUUUGCGAAAUUCUUGAGCUAUGAGAGAACUCUGAGGUGUAUGACCAUAAAGAAGAGAUAAUUAAACAUGUUGAUAUAAAACAAGGAAAAGUGAUAAUAGCAAAACAGCCUGUUUCUGAACCAGUGAACAAAGAACUCCUAUUUACAGGAGAAAAAAAAUUAAAUACAAAUUUUAAUUAUCAAGUAACCUUCUAUGAAAUUGAAAUUGAUGAAAUAAAAGAAAAAAUUCUGAUUGAGGCUGCAACUCUUCAAGAAGUCAUUCCUAUUCACAUAUAUUUGUCAGUUUCCAAAGAAGAAAUCGCAGAAACCCUAGAAGUUAAUGUUAAAGAUAUCUAUAAAAACUUGGAUAAGCUGGCAGAUUUAUUAUCACUUGAGAACUCAGAGCUUCAUAUAUAUAAGAAAAAAGCUUCAAGACUCCCCCCAGCUAUCUUAAUAAGUCUGCCUUCUAUAAGGCAUUAUAUAAACGCAUCAACAUCUAGUAGCAAGUCAAGUAAAAUUGAGAGUCCAAAAUUACCAGAAAUUCCACCAACCGAUACAAUCCCUUGCCCAACUGUAAAUACUCUGGCUAUUCCUUCAGUAAAAAAGAUAAAUCAAAAAAUUGAAAGCCAUUCUAUUCUUCCCAAAAAAUUGAUUUCUAUGGAAGAAAAAGCAGCCAUAACAAUCCAGAAAUUUAUUAGGUCUAAAAAUGCAAGGGAACUGAGAAAACUGCUCUCUAUGAAAAACUACAGGGAAAAUCAUAACAAAAUUUUAGGCCGAGGUGUAAGAUUUAUUAAUGGCAUUGCAUAUAUGGUUACUGUAUAUUCCACAAAAAAAGGUAUUCUAGUAGAAGUAAGAGAUAUGGACCAAGGCAAUUUAUUAGAAAAAAUAAUUGAUCCACCUAAUUAUAUUUUUGGGUUUUCGAAAUGGAAUAAUAUUAAAAUGAUAAUUGACUCAUUAGCGAUUUCUAAUGGAAAACUAGCGUUUUUACGCAACUAUAAAAGGCAUGAGAACAUUAAUGUCCAAAAUAGAGAUUAUUCUUAUUUUGAAAAUGCGGUUGACGAAGGUUUAUCGUUAGAAACUGCCACCUUAAGGCUUCAAAAAUGAAUGAGAAUUGUCCUAGCUAAAAGAUUAUUGAUACGAAAACGAAAUGAAGCAACCCAAAAAUUGAUAAUCAACAAGAAAAAAACUAUUGGCGGAGAAGAUUACAUGGUAAGUAUUUUUCAAACCGCAACUGAAUAUAUAGUCCAGGUCUAUUCUACAAAUAAACCUGCAAACAACCAAUGAAUAUAUACAAAAAAAUACUCAUUAGAAGACCUUAAAAAUAUAUAUGGAGAUAUCGAUACAGAAAAUAUUUUCAGAGAAAUUGAAAUACAGAACAAAAAAUUAGUUUUAAUCAAGCCUAAAUAUUUUGGAGGUGGCGCUUACUCCAAAGUGCAAAGAAAUCGAGGAGGCACAAGCCGAAUCGAUGAAUCCUCUUCCUCAUUUUGCAGUAUUUCUGAUGAAAAAUUGAUAAUGUCACAAGAAAGGAUUUUAAACUUUAAAAAAUGUAUAGUGAAUAUUGGCUUAGAUAAGCGCUAUAAUCAAAAAGCUAAUAAAGAGUCUGAAAUGAUCAUUUUUGAUGUAGCACCUGUAUCAGAUGCGCUAUCAAGAAAACAGCUUUCAGUCGAUAUAAAAACAGCUUCUGAUAAAGUUGGAAUACCAACACAAUGGCUGGUUCCUUUAUGCAAAUAUCUGCUUGACAAUUGUUUACAAGUGGGCGAAUAUAGUAUCAAUUUGAACAUGGAUGUUCCAAAAAUGGAUAUAAAUUUAAUGGCAACAAAAAUACAGAGAGCUUAUAGAGGCUGAAGGAUUAGAAAACUGAUAGGGAAAAUUGUAAAAAGUGCCGAUGGAGGGUUGAUUGCUAUGCAUAAAAAAAAUAUCCAUGGAAAAGUUUAUAUGAUCUAUGCUUAUGCACAGAAUAAAAGAAUAAAAAUCGAGGCUGAAUGUGGAAAAGAAACGGUUGCGAUGUAUUUGGAUGCAGAAAUAUUAAAAUCCAUAGGUGACACCACGAGGAAAAAAUUUUUAGAGACCAGAAUUUUUCCAUAUAUAGGAAUUCAUGACCAAGGAAUUCUCCGAAAAUUGUAUUUUGAGAAAAGAAAUACUGCAGCAAACACAAAUCUAGCUGUAACUUCAAGCCAAUCUAUCCUUAAAACAGAGCCUGAGCCUCAAAAAGCUCUUAAUUUGCCUAAUAUUUCAAAAAACCCAAAAAAUUUGUCGCAAGCUAUUUCAUAUUUUAACCAAAAAGCUACAGAAAUGGCGAAACUAGAAACUUCGGGUGAUGUGAUAAAGCGGAAAGGACAAAAUCCAAGACAAAAAGAUGAUAAAAAGAAUUCAAGAGAAGAAAUGAAAUACAGUCGAAGUGGAAGCUCUGUAAAUCAAAGUUUAUCAUCAAGCCGCAACAUAAAUUCUAGUGUAACCAAUACUUUUUAUUUAUCAGAACCUCCAAAGCUUCUAUUUCAAACAGUUUCUUCAAUCAAUAAAACUUUUUAAAAGAUUGCUAGCUUAGUUUAGGCCAGAGUUAUCGGCAAGCUGAUCCCAGCCCCAAACAUGUGAAUCCCAUCAUUUUAAGAAGCCCCAAGGUGGGUUUUUACCUUGCUAAGGCCCUAUGAUAGUUUUUUUUCUCGGCACAGUGCUAGCUCAUACUUCUGAGGAGGUACUAUUUACCUGUAAAAGGUGUAGAGCCCUAGAAUGAGGCUAUGGGCGGUAAAACGCAUACCCUAAUCAAUAUCAGGAUUUAGAAAGUCCUUGACCAUUAAUUAUCCCAAGAGACUGGUGACGUUGACAGGAAAAGAGUGAAAUGUAUAACCUCCGGUGCCCUAGAGCAACCUUAGCCCGAAGUCACUCAAUAAUCCUCUACGACUCACAUCAAUUUAUCUAAUCUUCUCUAAUCUAAUCUAUCAAUAAACGUCAAUUGUCUAUAUCAUUAUACGGGAGCUCUGAUGGAAUUAUAGUUGAAACUGUGGACGCGAAAAAUAUCUAUUUAUUUAUGAAUAUUGAGCAAUAAAUUUUACAAAUAAAAUAGCUAAAGGAUAUUUUAAUUGCUUCUAAAGACCAUUAUUUAUUAAAAUGGCAUAAAAAAUUAUCCUUGCAGCUAGAAACCUCGAUUCCUUCUAAUACUCCUGAAGAAGUUAUCGAAAGGAUUUGUCGAGAUAUAAUAGCGCGGCUAUAUAUUGAUAAAAGCACAGGAGAAGAAAUGCUUGUUUUAGGCCAAGGAGAAGUGAUAUACAAAAAACGGCAGAUGAUUUCUGAUAGAAGCUUUUUAGUUUCUGGUAUAAAGCGGCAUGAUGGGAUUACUCUCACUGCUUUUGAUCCUGGCAGUAAACAGAUUUUAGAGUGUAAAAUAGGAAAAUCUGUAUGGAACGAAGAAAACUUGCAAGAAGAGCUUGAAAAAGUUGUGAAAAAAUUAAAAGUUGUAAAGAUACUUGGAGAUGACGCAUUAAUUUUAAAUUAA